AUGGCUCCGGCAGUAGCACCAAAAGCCGGUCCAUCGUCAUCAUUGCCAGUAACGCCAGCGAAAUCUCCAAGUAGUUUUCCGACGACUAAUCCAUCUGCAGCCCCAUCUAAGACGCCUACUUCUUCUCCAUCUCUUUCUCCGGUGACCAGUCCAAAAGCCUCUCCCACCCAGACUCCGACAUUGCAACCAGUUACUCCUCCGGCCAAAAGCCCUAUCCAAUUACCACCAGUCGUCUCUCCUCUGCCUAGUCCCUCUCCUUCAGUAACACCACCUACAGCUGCUCCUUUACCCUCACCUGUCGCCGCUCCAGUUACUACUCCCCCAAUCACGACCCCUUCUCCGGCCAGUGUACCUGAAGCAUCACCGCCACCGAUAAGUUCAAACGUUCCUACAACACCGGCGGAUGCUCCAAAAAUUUCGGCCACAAGGAGUCUGCCAAGCUCCGGGCCAGCAGCCCCGGAAACGGCACAGAGUCCAGUGAGCGACCAAUCAGGGUUGACGACAAAGCACGAGAUUGUAUUAGUUUUGACUGGUUUGAUCGGCUUGGCUACUGCUGCCGCCCUCACUUUUUAA
Molecule: messenger RNA, 573 nt
Organism: Macadamia integrifolia
Lineage: Eukaryota; Viridiplantae; Streptophyta; Magnoliopsida; Proteales; Proteaceae
Product: mucin-1-like
Exons: 1
Coding region: 1-573 (190 amino acids)
Source: RefSeq, a predicted model, not a curated record